UCAGGCUCCGGUGUGCAGCGCCAUCUUCCCAAAGUCUGGAAGCCACAGAUCCGGAGCUCGCGUCGGCAUUCGCGACACUUCCCGUUACAUCAGUUCUUCAGCCUGUGGCCAUGUGUAUUCCUGUUGCAGUGUGUAUUGAUUUGGGGGCAGUUGCAGGGAAUUUAAUACAAGUUCCCUGCGUUCAGGUUUCUUCUUUUUUAGGUCCAUAACCAUUUUAGUUUUUAUUUCCUUUUUAGUUUCUUGUUCCGUGACCGUGAUUUUUCACAGGUGGUGUGCUGUCAAGAAGAUUGACCCCUCCUCUCCUUCUGUUCCAUCAAUUCUGGAAUUCUAAGAAGACAGAUUUGACUAAGGCCUUUCUCCCAACUCUAUCAAGUUUUCUCGUGAGUCUGAAUCUUCUCAGAAGGACUUUGCUACCCUAGACCAGAAUGUAUUUACCUCUAGCCACAAGGAAGACAUAGUGCAUCAACACCUCUCUAUCACUUAGGCUUUUACUCUCCUGAAGGGCUCAUACUGCAAAUCGAAAGAGCUCCGCGUUGAAGCACUAAGAACUCUCACCAGUGCUGUCUCAGUGUGGAUAGAAGAGAACAGACACCCAUAAGGAAAAGGUGAAUUGGAUGACGGACCAUGGCAUCGGUGGGGCUACAAGUCACUGCAUUUAUUAUAGCUUUGAUGGCACUGUGUGGGUCUAUUGCUGCAACUUUACUACCAAACUGGAAGGUCAAUGCAGACACUGGGGCGAACAUUGUUACCUCUGUCAUUCAAAUGCAAGGUCUGUGGAUGGACUGCACAUGGUACAGCACUGGUAUGUUUAGCUGCACCUUAAAAUAUUCCAUUCUCUCACUCCCUGUAUAUAUUCAGACAGCACGAGCCACAAUGGUACUGUCCUGUAUACUGUCAUGUUUGGGGAUAUUUGUCUCUGUAGCAGGAAUGAAAUGUACAAAGCUAGGAGGUGAUCGGCAAACUAAAAGCAAUACAGCUUUUGCUGGAGGAACAUGCUUUUUGCUUGCUGGUAUUUUCUCCAUGAUUUCGGUGAGCUGGUACAUGAAAGAGAUUAUUUCCAGUUUCUUGGAUCCCUUCAUCCCAGAGAAUAGCAAACAUGAGCCAGGAGGAGCAGUGUAUGUCGGCUUUAUCUCUGCUGGGAUGCAAUUCUUAGCAGGUGCAGUCUUCUGUUCAACCUGUAGUAAGAAGCAGCAGGAAGAACGGGACUCUCCUCCGACAAAAACACCAGAGCCAGCAGCUCAGCAAUUGGAAAACAGCAAUGCAGGUUAUAACCUGCAAGACUAUGUGUAGAUGGUAACGCUAUUGUUCAAUCUGAUUAUUCUAAUAAGAUAUUUUACUGAAUCAUGCUUUUCUAAAAAGAAAAUAGUUUUGCAAUUAAUAGAAUGGUGCUAAUAUUUUACAGACAACUGUAAAUCCCCAACAAUAAAAUGUUGUAGAUGAA
Molecule: messenger RNA, 1441 nt
Organism: Hyla sarda
Lineage: Eukaryota; Metazoa; Chordata; Amphibia; Anura; Hylidae
Gene: CLDN20
Product: claudin 20
Exons: 5
Coding region: 625-1290 (221 amino acids)
Biological process (GO): bicellular tight junction assembly; cell adhesion
Cellular component (GO): plasma membrane; bicellular tight junction
Molecular function (GO): structural molecule activity
Source: RefSeq, a predicted model, not a curated record